CCGGGACGUUGGACCGCCCACAGGAUCGAGGACAAAAACAAUCGGCAUCCCUCUGACAGUGCUGCGCAAACAAGGAGAUCCAAGCGAAUUAAAAAGCGGUUUAGAUAUAUUUAAACUGUUUUUGUCUUUCAAUCGACACGCCAGCUUCAGGGGAGAAAUGGUGUCUCCGGUAACGGUGGUGAAGAGCGAAGGCCCCAAACUGGUGCCGUUCUUCAAGGCAACCUGUGUUUACUUCGUCCUGUGGCUGCCCACCUCGAGCCCUUCCUGGUUCAGUGCCCUCAUCAAAUGUCUGCCCAUCUUCUGCCUGUGGGUGUUUCUGCUGGCUCACGGAUUCAGCUUCCUCGGUGCUCACUCCAGCGCCCGCAAGAUUCUGGCUGGUCUCAUCUUUUCAGCUCUGGGUGAUGCCUUUCUCAUCUGGCAGGAGCAGGGAUACUUUGUCCAUGGUCUUCUCAUGUUCGCCAUCACCCACAUCCUUUAUUCAUCCGCCUUUGGGAUGAAGCCAAUAAACGUGCGCGCUGGCCUGGUGAUCACUGCGGUGUCCGCCCUGUGCUACCUCCUGCUGUACCCCUACCUGUCCGGACCCUUCACCUACCUGGUGGCCGUCUACAUCGCUCUGAUUGGCUUCAUGGGUUGGAGAGCCAUCGCGGGCCUGCAGCUCACCAACGACCUCUGGACCUGGACCAAGCUGUCGGCCUGCCUGGGCGCCAUGCUCUUCAUGGUCUCCGACCUCACCAUCGCCGUCAACAAGUUCUGCUUCCCCGUGCCCCACUCCCGAGCCAUCAUCAUGGCCACCUACUAUGCCGCCCAGAUGCUCAUAGCUCUGUCCGCCGUCGAAUGCCAGGACGCGGAGGUUUCCCGGAAGAGGACGUGAGGUGACGCGGUCUCCAGGAAACACGAGGCUGGGGAGAUGGCUCCAACUCCGGCCUUGAGUGAUCAUGGACGCACCUCACUGCCAGAUCUCAAACCCCCAGUCUUCAUCGUGGUGCGGCGCUCCCACACAAUUGUUAUCAUGGCAACUGAUCCACUACACGACGAUCUCCCUGCGAUCCCACUAGUAUGGUAGUCUCAUAUGUAUCUCUUUAUGAAGAAGAUACCUUAGUAUUUACUCUAGCCUCUCUCGAAUGCAAUCAAACCUUAAAAAAAAUGCUGUGUCUCAACCAAGUUACUAAGAAGGCAAGUGUAGAAUUGAUAUCCUUCUAUAGAACUCAUUAAUUUACUUGCAGCUAAGUUGAUUUAAGGGGAGCAAGUUCCUGGGCACCUUCAAGUAGAGAGAGCAGUUUUCUGCGAGUGUGUGUUUGCAGUUUUGUGAUUGAUUUACACUGUUACCUCACUGUCCAUACAGUGCUUUUGACGCACAGUCUCCAUACAGAUACAACGCCACACAUUUGUACUUUUGAGUGGUCCAUUAAGACAAUUUCUAGUUUUUGCUUUAGUCAUGCAAAUUCUUCCAAAAGGGAUAUUUUUUAUACAAACCAUUGCCCUUAUCUGAGGCUCUAGGUUCCUUUUCAUAGGGUGCUAAUCUUGGAGCUUAAGGCAUGUACAUACUUAUUUAAUGAAUUAUCUGCAGUCCCUUUCAUUUCAUUUGUAACAACUUCUCUUCUUUUUUGUUAAAUAUGCUCUUUACACUCCGACUGAGUCUGCUUAAAUGAAUAGAAUAUUUUUUUUUUCUUCCUUUAAGACACCAUCGAAUAACUAGAUGAAAAUAAGAUGACUAGUAGAUGUUGUUUCUGAAAGCUCGAUCCUUCAGUUUUAGGAUCUAAUUGGUCCUGCAGGUGCAGCAUGUUUCACCGUACAUGCAUCGCCUGUUGAAGUUGCACCUUCAACAGCGCCACGCCUGACACUAACACAUCGUGCUGGUUUAGUUAUUAGGGAGGUUCCUUGCGGGUCUUGUUGUCUGACUCAAUCAGCUGACCCGUGCUGCUAAUGGCCGUGUUAUGAAAACAGAAAAAGAAAGGGCUUUGUAGCCGGCCGGACUCAUUUCAUUGAUAAACUCUGCCGGCAGAGUCUGCAACUAUGAAGGCAUUCGCUCACUCGGAACGACACGCACACACAGAUUUACACAACGCGGUA
Poecilia latipinna (sailfin molly) is the source of this 2070-nucleotide messenger RNA. It is a transcript of the gene tmem86a, whose product is annotated as transmembrane protein 86A. The record is from RefSeq and is a predicted model, not a curated record. Bases 158 to 871 code for a protein of 237 amino acids. Lineage: Eukaryota; Metazoa; Chordata; Actinopteri; Cyprinodontiformes; Poeciliidae. Gene Ontology annotation, molecular function: hydrolase activity. The transcript has 3 exons. Gene Ontology annotation, cellular component: membrane.